Aspergillus fijiensis CBS 313.89 is the source of this 490-nucleotide messenger RNA. RefSeq lists its product as uncharacterized. The record is from RefSeq and is a predicted model, not a curated record. The transcript has a single exon. Lineage: Eukaryota; Fungi; Ascomycota; Eurotiomycetes; Eurotiales; Aspergillaceae. The coding region runs from base 98 to 415 and encodes 105 amino acids.
UCUAUAUACGGAUAGAAAUCAGUUACCAUCCAUCCAUACACUUCCACUAAUUACCCCCCACAUUUGGUGCCUCGGUCUUUUGGGAGCCGGCGCUGGGAUGCUACACACACACACACACACGCACAUACAUAUACCUACCUACUUCACCCAUCUUACCUACGGAGUAUUUCAUUUCCCUUGGGUUCAUGACUGCUCAUAUGGAGUGUGUGGCGGGUGUCCUUUGUUUAUAAACCCUCUCUCUUUCUGCCUUUUUUUUGUCUAUACCCCCAACAAUAACAACAGUCAUCGAUCCACGUGGGUCGAGUCGAGGUUUUUCUUCCUAUGGUUUUCGCCAACUACAACACUAAUGGAUGGAUACUAUAUUAUGUCUUUUGGAUUGUUUGUUGCCCAUCUGCGUAGCAUCGCAGUCGCAUGACUGUACGGCAUCUUCUUCUGGGCGGAGAGUGUGCCAUUCAUUGCAUCUCGGCCAUUUCCAAGAGAGCCAGCAUCU